Molecule: messenger RNA, 2079 nt
Organism: Sphaeramia orbicularis (orbiculate cardinalfish)
Lineage: Eukaryota; Metazoa; Chordata; Actinopteri; Kurtiformes; Apogonidae
Gene: mgat2
Product: alpha-1,6-mannosyl-glycoprotein 2-beta-N-acetylglucosaminyltransferase
Exons: 2
Coding region: 424-1830 (468 amino acids)
Biological process (GO): protein N-linked glycosylation; oligosaccharide biosynthetic process
Cellular component (GO): Golgi stack; Golgi membrane
Molecular function (GO): alpha-1,6-mannosylglycoprotein 2-beta-N-acetylglucosaminyltransferase activity
Source: RefSeq, a predicted model, not a curated record
CAGUGCAUUGUGGGACAGCGGCAGGCAGUGGUUCCGUAUUUGGGAUUUUUACGGCUAGCUGGUAGUUGCGUUUCCAUGCAGCCAGAUGGAAGAUACGGGGGAGAAUGGGACGCCACCGUACUGAUAUUUCUUCCUGAACGGACAGCUGGACUACUCCUGUUUAAGGUGAUUCAUGCGCACAACUACCCUGCUGCCUCUCACCACCCAUCAUGCCUUAUGGAAUAUUCAUCCACCACCAAUGACAUUCCCACAGGAUCCAUGUUUACAUCAGCAAGUUUAUUUUUGCCAAAAAAUAGCCUCAUAACGGCUUCUUUUUAAUCAGGCUUGCUCCCUGUGCAAGUGCACACCAACAGAAUCGUAAACCUGGUUUUUUAUUUCUCUGCUAUCAGUUUCCAUACCUCUGCAAGAGGCUGACCGCCUAUCAUGAGAUUCAGAAUCUACAAGAGGAAGGUGGUGAUACUGACGUUGGUGGUUAUCAUCUGUGGCCUAGCUUUCUGGAGCAGUGGAAGGCAGAAGAAGAACGAAAGUGGAUCGUUCCCUAAGGAAGUGGAUACAGUGAGGAGAAGCAGUGGCAUUAGCAGCAGCAGCAGCAGCAUCAACAAUCAUAUCCAGGUGCAAGCCACACCUGCUGUUAGCAGGGCACCUGUUCCACCACCUAUUGUUCAAGUGAAUGAGUCACAUGUAGAAAAGCCUAAGGAGAAAGAAAAAGUACCCAAACCAGAGACAGACAAUACUACUUUAGUUUACCGUGGCAUCGUAUUCCAGCUCAACUUUGAUCAGACUAUUAGGAAUGAGGACAAGUUUAAGAAUGCACGACAAAACGACGAUCUGGUUGUGGUGGUUCAGGUCCAUAAUCGACCAGACUAUCUUAAGCUAUUAGUGGACAGUUUACGGAAGGCCAGAGGUGUUGAGAGCAUACUGCUGAUAUUCAGCCAUGACUUCUGGUCCCCUGAGAUUAAUAAAGUGGUGGCCUCUGUAGAUUACUGUCAGGUUCUUCAGAUCUUCUUUCCCUUCAGCAUCCAGCUGUACCCCCAGGAGUUCCCUGGACACGAUCCCAGGGACUGCCCCAGAGACAUUCCCAAAAAAGACGCCUUAAAAAUGGGAUGCAUUAAUGCAGAGUACCCUGACUCCUUUGGCCACUACCGUGAAGCAAAGUUCUCCCAGACCAAGCAUCACUGGUGGUGGAAACUGCACUUUGUAUGGGACAGAGUCAGGGUUCUGAAGGACCAUAAGGGUCUGGUUCUGCUGAUUGAGGAGGACCACUUCAUGUCUCCAGACUUUAUCCACCUCUUAAAGCUGAUGACGGCUCUCAAAAGGGAGCAGUGCACUGACUGCGACAUCCUCUCCCUGGGGAGCUACAGCCACAUUGGCUACUCCAGCAAAGCAAACAAGGUGGAGGUGAAGGCGUGGAAGUCCACUGAGCACAACAUGGGGAUGGCUCUGAGUAGGGAGACGUAUCAGAAGCUCAUCCAGUGCACUGAUACGUUCUGCACAUACGAUGACUACAACUGGGACUGGUCCUUACAACACCUGACCGUUUCCUGCCUCCCCUCCUACUGGAAGGUCAUGGUGAGCGAGGCACCUCGGAUUUUUCACGCCGGGGAUUGUGGCAUGCACCACAAGAAGGCCUCCUGCAUGCCCGUCAGCCAGAAAACCAAGAUAGAGAACAUCCUCCAGAGCAGCGGGAACCAGCUGUUCCCGAAGAACCUCCUGAUAACAAAGAGACUUCCAGCUAACGGGGCUGGAGGGGUGGCCCCACAUGUGAAAAACGGAGGCUGGGGAGAUAUCAGGGACCAUGAACUUUGUAAGAGUUACGUUCGAUUACAGUGACCUUAAUUGCUACUAUUAUAUAUUAUUGUCUCUUUUGCAUCCUCUAUAAAGAAAAAAGCCUUUUAAAAGUAAAUCUUUAUGGACUACUCUUCAUAUUGCCUGUUUUAUUGGACUGUUCCAAAUAAAAACGAAUGUUGAAUUUUUGGCUUCUUUAACACAAAUAUGUCUUUACAUUGAAUUACUGAAGUGAUUCCUGGCAAGUCAACUUUGUUUUGUAAGUUGUAAUUAACAAUAAUAUACUAAACAAUA